Messenger RNA from Pieris macdunnoughi, 1554 nucleotides. The record is from the annotation of a GenBank genome assembly. Lineage: Eukaryota; Metazoa; Arthropoda; Insecta; Lepidoptera; Pieridae.
AUGGCGGAAUUAGAAUCGGGGCAGGGUAUUCGUGUAGUGACGCCAUCCGACCAUACGUUCACCUUGGAUGAGGAGGCGCUAAGCAAACUCCUGCUGCGAGAGGAUAUAAAGGACAGAAGCGUUGUUGUUGUGUCCGUCGCAGGCGCCUUCCGGAAGGGCAAGUCGUUUUUACUGGACUUCUUUCUACGAUAUCUACAUCAUAAGUACCAUGUUAAAGACAGCGGCGAUUGGUUGGGUGGUGAAGAUGCGCCAUUGAAGGGGUUCAGUUGGCGAGGUGGUUCAGAGAGAGACACCACGGGUCUUCUGCUAUGGUCUCAGCCUUUUUUAACAACUCUCGAUAAUGGAGAAAAGGUGGUUAUACUACUGAUGGACACACAAGGCACCUUCGACAGUGAAUCGACGGUGAAAGACAAUGCCACUGUAUUCGCAUUAUCCACGAUGCUGUCCUCUGUACAGAUUUACAACCUUUCACAAAACAUUGAAGAGGACGACUUGCAGCACUUACAGUUGUUUACAGACUACGGUCGUCUAGCUCAGCAGAGUGCCAGCGGUAAGCCAUUCCAGCGGUUGCAGUUGUUGGUACGAGAUUGGAGCUUUCCAUACGAACAUCCUUACGGAGCUGACGGAGGGGCGAGUCUAUUGGAAAAAAGGCUUGAGAUUCACGAAGGCCAGCACGUGGAGUUGCAGUCCAUCAGACGUCACAUCGCAGCAUGCUUUGAAGAGUUGGCCUGCUUCCUGAUGCCGCAUCCUGGGCUCAACGUGGCUACUAAUCCCAAUUUCGAUGGAAAAGUUUCUGAUAUAAGUCCCGAGUUCCAAACGUCUCUGCGUCAACUGGUGCCGAUGCUUCUGGCUCCGGAGAAUCUAGUGCUGAAAAAGAUAGCGGAACAGCAGCUCAAGGCAAAAGACCUGUUCCUCUACUUCAAAGCAUAUAUGACUAUAUUCAAUGGAACUGAACUGCCGGAACCGAAGAGUAUUUUGGCGGCGACAGCUGAAGCGAACAAUCUCUCGGCGGUAUCCGAAGCUCGCGAUGUAUACGAAUACCUGAUGGAAGAGGAAGUCGGGGGGAGCAAGCCUUUCUUGGACCCUGGGAGGCUUCAACAGCAGCAUCAGAGGGCGAGGGAUAAGGCCCUCCACGCCUUUCACAAUAAGAGGAAGAUGGGAGGAGACGAAUUGGAGGCCAGUUAUCAGGAGAAAUUAAUUAAGGAAAUCGAGGAGCAAUACGAGCAAUACCGCGCCAACAACCAAGCCAAGAACAUAUUCCGUAUCGCGGGUACUCCCACCGUGUUGGUAGUGUUGGCACUCCUGGGAUUUCUCCUCAGCUCCCUUGCUGCCAACCUCGGGGUGCAAACCCUGGUCGCUAUUGGAGAGAGUAUCGCAGUUGGGUCUUUAGCCGCUCUUGCCGUUUGGAUGUAUACUAGAAUAAGCGGAAACUUGCGGGACAUCGGAGUACAAAUAGAUGGCGUGGCGGACACGAUACGAAACUAUAUUACAAGACAAGCCAUCGGCACCGCGUCGAGACAACUCACGACAGGGGAAAAUUACAAGAACGAUUAA